ACAAAACAUAAACAACUAUCUAGUUAAAAUGAAUAACAAACUUGUUCUUAAGAUAACUAUCUUUUUGUGCUUUUUCUACUCUCUUUUGCUCAAACCUUGUACUUCUUUCCAACUUCAUGGUGUUCAUCCUUCUUUCACUUCACUUCCUAGGAAGCUCAACGCCGUGGAAAAGGUUACUAAGACUAGUAAACAUGUUGAGUCACAUAUGAAGGCAAAGAAUGAAAUUCUAGGUGAGUUGCAAAAGAAAGAUGUAAAUAUGAUGCAAAUAACAGGAGAUAAAUGGAGAGAAUGGGAAGAAGUUCAUGACCCAACCGAGUUAUUCACCAUGGAUUAUCGGAGAGUCCGAAGAAGACGACCCAUUCACAAUAAAUCCCUUCAUCCAUAAAACAUGGCUAAUUUUACGUUUGCAUAAUUUAGGGGAAUUAACAAAAAAAAAAAAAAAAAACUUAGACCAAUAUUUAUUUUAAUUAAUAUUAGGUCACAAUUUUGGUAGAAGAAAAAACUAUUGUAAUUAGCAAAAUAGGGGAGCUUGUCUUCGUAAAGCUUAGGUUAGAGCCGGCAUUUUGGAAGAUUAACUAUAUAUAUAUGUUUACUAUGUAAUUCUAUGUCGUUUAAC
Chenopodium quinoa (quinoa) is the source of this 616-nucleotide messenger RNA. Its product is annotated as probable root meristem growth factor 8. Lineage: Eukaryota; Viridiplantae; Streptophyta; Magnoliopsida; Caryophyllales; Amaranthaceae. Bases 29 to 385 code for a protein of 118 amino acids. The transcript is spliced from 3 exons. The record is from RefSeq and is a predicted model, not a curated record.